CACUCUCUCCAUCUGUAUAUAAGCAUUCUUCCAUCUUCAUUUUGAAUGGAGAUUUCUACUCUUUAAUCAUUUUAAUCCACUGUCAUUUUCUAAGUCAAAAAACAUCUUCUUUGGUCGAAAAUCAAAAACAUGACCGACGUCUAGCCCCCUUCACUAGAAAAAACGAAGUCCUCCUUUGUCUGGUCAUGUGUCCCAUCGCUUUCCCUUCAUUUUCUACAAGUGUCGGCUCUUCCAUGACGACAAUGACUCAACUCAUACCCACAGAAACUCCCUACCUCUAGCUCUCAACCUCCACAACCUACUCCCCUCCUCCUCCGCCACACCUAGAUCCGCCGUCCCAACUUCCACCCCUCCUCCUCUGCUAUGUUACGGCGUCGCCUCCGCCACCAUCACCACGCUCAAACCCAUGUGCAAGACCAAAAAGAGCACGCAGGCGAUUGAGCCAUCCCGGAGCCCCCGCAAGCCCCGGACCUCCAAGUCCUUCUCCUCCUCCUCCAACCCCAACGACCCUUUCUCCGGCAACUACUCCGGCACCACCGGCGGCAACAACUCCGCCAGCUACGACGGCAACUCCAAAUCCUCCACCGCCUCCUCCGUUGCCUCCCUCAAGUCCCUCAAGUCCUCCCUCCCCGAAAACCCCAUGAUCUACGACACCUCCGAGAUCUCCUCCUCCACCAACAACUUCCUUAGCCACCGCCUCUCCUCCUCCUCCACCUCCACCUCUUGGCGCUGCACCCUCCGCGGCAAAGACGCCGUCGUCUUCCAGCGCAAGUCCCGCACCCCGAUCGACAUCCCUGACCUCCAGCAGAGCCUCUCCCUCAUCUCCCGUUCCCACCACUCCAGCAUCAUCAAGCUCCUCGGCACGUCUCUCUCCGGCAGCUACGUCUACCUCGUCUACGAGUUCGUUGACGGCGCCAACCUCGCUGACUGCCUCCGCAACCCUAACAACCCAAGCUUCACGGUCCUCUCCACCUGGCUCUCCCGCCUUCAGAUCGCCACCGACCUAGCUCACGGCCUCGACUACAUCCACCGCUGCUCCGGCCUCGGCUCCGGUUUAGUCCACAACCACAUCAAGAGCUCAAGCAUCAUUGUCACUUCGACUACACUGAACGCGAAGAUCUGCCACUUCGGCACGGCGGAGCUUACAGGAGAGAGCAGAGCCAGGUCGAAGAAGGUGGAAGGAACAAGAGGGUAUAUGGCGCCGGAGUUUCAGCUCAGCGGAGUGGUGACGCAGAAAUGCGACGUGUAUGCUUUUGGGGUGGUGAUGCUGGAGCUGAUGUCAGGGGAGGAGGCGUUGAAGUAUAAGAUGGAGGCGGAGGAAGGCAGGUAUAAGAGAGUGAGUGUGAUAGAGACGGCAAGGGAGGCAGUGAAAUGUGGUGGAGGAGUGAGGAGGUGGGUGGAUAGGAGGCUGAACGACUCGUUUCCGAUGGAGGUGGCGGAGAAGAUGGUGCAGGUGGCGCUGGAGUGUGUGGAGGAUGACCCGGAAAGGAGGCCGGACAUGGGUCGGGUUGCGGGUUUGGUUUCUAAGUUGUUUUUGGAGUCGCAGAAAUGGGCGGAUAGAAUAGGGUUGCCUCUCGACAUCUCUGUUUCUUUGGCUCCAAGAUGAUGAUGAUGAUGAUUCAUUACUUCACUGGAAUCGAGUAGAAGGCAUAUUGGGUUUCGAUUUUUGAGGUGGAUU
Fragaria vesca subsp. vesca is the source of this 1678-nucleotide messenger RNA. Its product is annotated as lysM domain receptor-like kinase 3-like. Gene Ontology annotation, molecular function: ATP binding; protein kinase activity. NCBI's taxonomy places the organism in Eukaryota, Viridiplantae, Streptophyta, Magnoliopsida, Rosales, Rosaceae. Gene Ontology annotation, biological process: protein phosphorylation. The transcript has a single exon. The record is from RefSeq and is a predicted model, not a curated record. Bases 407 to 1606 code for a protein of 399 amino acids.